GAGUUUGAGAGAUUCAGCUGCGCCGGUGAUUGAAGUACAUAUCUAUUUCCAUUAGCUUGGCUGCUGAAUAUGGUGGUGUCUGUUGAGACCCAAAAAGCCACUGUUUUUUUUUCUGGAAAAAAGAAAAAAUUAUGGCCACUUUUAAAGAAGAAGUGAAGGAGUGAAGAAGUGAAGAAGUAGAAAGUAGAAACGGAAUAUUUGUGGCGAUUGAAACGAGGUAGGCGUUCUCCGAAAACCCCCGGCAUCCAACGAUUGAAAUUAAAUAUCGGUUGUCAUCUAUGUGGCACUGCCAAUCUACAUAUGUGUGGCUCUGCGACCUUUUACCCUAUCUCUCUCCCGCAAAAAUCCUCAUUUAAAUAGGCUAUCUUCUCUCUCUCUCUCUCUCUCGAUCUCGAUCUCUCGAACAUAAAAAGAGUUACCACCGACCAGCCACUCAGCCAGACAACUUCGAGUGAGACUGUAAGAGAAGGAACGCGUAAAGGAUGACAGCCGGAGUGUUGUUCAGUAGGUCGUUUAUUAGUCUGGCAACCAAGCCCUCCCCUUCAUCAGCUUAUUCGCUUUCUUCGCGUCAGCUUUGUCAUGGCAGUCGAGGAGAUGCCUUUAAGUUCAAAAGCAUUAACAGCAGCAGAAGUAGAUGCUCUCAAGACUUGAUAACAGUAAGAAGAAUCAUGGAUGGAGAAUUUGGGAACUUAGCAACUACGUUACCUUCGUGUUUGGUGUUGUGUAAAGCCCAAAAGGUCACAACUGAUGAAGGUGGGGAUAGUAAUGGCAUUCGAAGACAAGCCCUGCAACUACUCCUUUGGGCUGUUGAGGGUGUCUAUAUCUUGUGGCUUUUUCUCCUUCCUUAUGCCCCGGGGGAUCCAGUAUGGGCAAUCAGUUUGGAUACUGUCAAUUCUCUUGUGGGUCUUUCUCUCAAUUUCUUUUUCAUCUUGCCUUUAAUGAACUAUGUUGGCAUUCAUGCGAUUGAAGCACCAAUUCUUCACCCGGUAAGGACUUUUCCUCAUGGUCCCUUGGGUAUUCCUUUUCUUUUGCUUGGCAGAUUGAUUCUUACUGCUGACUUCUUAUCUCCUUUCUUUUGUCAGACGUCCGAAGGAUUAUUUAAUUUUGUCCUUGGGUGGACCUUCAUGUUUGCACCUUUGCUUUUUAAGGAUUGCAAGCGGGACAGAUACAAGGGAUCUCUUGAAGUAUUAUGGGGCCUCCAGAUGUUCCUUACAAAUACAUUCUUAAUACCUUACAUGGCCAUCCGGCUCAACGAGGUUGAUGCUGAGUAUGCUCCCGGGAAACCUUCCCAAAUGGUUUCCGUGAUGACAAAUGGUGCAACUGUUGUUGGACUUGUUGGUGGUGUUGUUUGUUUGGUCUCUAUAUUAUGGAGCCUCUUUGGCAGGAUGGAUGGUGACUUUGGGAAUGUGACAGAAAGGUGGGACUUCUUGAUAAGCUAUCUGGGAUCAGAGAGGCUUGCUUAUGCCUUCAUAUGGGACAUCUGUCUCUACAUCAUAUUUCAGCCUUGGUUGAUAGGUGACAACCUACAAAAUGUGCAACAAAGUAAGGCUUCGAAAGUGAGUAAACUCAGAUUUAUCCCAGUAGUAGGGUUGGUUGCCUACCUUUUGAGUUUGGACAUUGAUAUAGAGGUUUAGCUAAAUGUAAAUUAUGAUUGGAUCUUGCACUAAAUGAUGAUUAAACUGUCACUGUAACCA
This is a messenger RNA of Macadamia integrifolia, 1694 nucleotides long. RefSeq lists its product as uncharacterized. Lineage: Eukaryota; Viridiplantae; Streptophyta; Magnoliopsida; Proteales; Proteaceae. The record is from RefSeq and is a predicted model, not a curated record. The coding region runs from base 483 to 1634 and encodes 383 amino acids. The transcript is spliced from 4 exons.